Messenger RNA from Didymodactylos carnosus, 720 nucleotides. NCBI's taxonomy places the organism in Eukaryota, Metazoa, Rotifera, Eurotatoria, Philodinida, Philodinidae. The record is from the annotation of a GenBank genome assembly.
AUGUUAUGGGUGAAUUUAGUCAUGGACACACUGGCAUCGCUUGCACUCGCCACAGAGCCGCCCACCGAGCCCUUGUUGGAACGAAAACCAUACGGCCGAACGAAAUCGAUAAUAUCAGGGAUCAUGUUGAGAAAUAUAAUUGGUCAGGCGAUCUAUCAGCUGACAAUUAUGUUCGUUCUACUGUGGUCUGGUGAUUAUUUUUUGAGACGAGGCGUUUCGACGGUUGGUCGAAUCGGCAACGAUCCGAGUCUUGGAAAGAAGCCGUCAGAACAGUUCACCGUUGUCUUCAAUUCGUUUGUAUUGAUGACACUGUUCAAUGAGAUUAAUUGUCGAAAAUUACAUGGUGAACGAAAUGUGUUCUCAGGACUACUUCGAAAUCCAUUUUUCUAUUGUAUAUGGAUCGGAUGUUUUGUAGCACAAGUAAGUAUUCAUUUCACAUGGAACCAUAGACUCUAGAGAGAACCUAGAAGUAGUGGACCAUAGGUAAUCGAUAAUCCUGAAUCUGAAUCUGACCUUGGUUUUUCCCGCUAGGCCUUACAAAUGCCGAUUUCUGGAAAACGGAUUUUCCAGAAACUCAAAAAAAAUAACCAAAGCGGUUUUUAAUGCGGCAUGAUUGUAGCCCGAAAAUUUCUGAUUAAAAUGAGACGUCUUUCAGCUCUACAUGACCUUUCUUUGCAGAGUUAUAGAAUUUACAAGAAAAGCCCUGUUCAUUGUCAGCUC